CAUCUCACAGUAUUUUUGGGACAAUUGUUGACAGUGUGGUUUUGUGUCGCAAUCCCGAAUUUUCUUAAAUUUACAUCAAUUUUAAGCAAGAGCAUCAGGAAGUGUUUGAGGGUGAAAAAUGGCCGACAAUGAUGACCUUUUGGACUACGAGGAUGAGGAGCAGAAUGACCCAGUUGUUGCUGAGACUGCCGAGGCACCCAAGAAGGACGUGAAGGGCACAUAUGUGUCCAUUCACAGUUCUGGUUUCCGGGACUUUCUGCUGAAGCCCGAAAUUCUGCGUGCCAUUGUCGAUUGCGGCUUUGAGCAUCCGUCUGAAGUUCAGCACGAAUGCAUCCCUCAGGCUGUCCUGGGCAUGGAUAUUCUGUGCCAGGCAAAGUCAGGUAUGGGCAAGACGGCAGUGUUUGUCUUGGCCACGCUGCAGCAGCUGGAACCAACGGAGAAUCACGUGUACGUCCUUGUGAUGUGUCACACGCGUGAGCUGGCAUUCCAAAUUAGCAAGGAGUACGAGCGUUUCUCCAAGUACAUGCCAACUGUAAAAGUGGCAGUGUUCUUUGGUGGGCUGCCCAUUCAGAAGGACGAGGAGAUCCUCAAGAGUACCAAUCCACACAUUGUGGUUGGAACUCCUGGGCGAAUCCUGGCUCUCAUUCGCAGCAAGAAACUCAAUCUCAAACACCUCAAACACUUCAUCCUCGAUGAAUGCGACAAGAUGCUCGAGCAACUUGAUAUGCGUCGAGAUGUCCAGGAGAUCUUUCGCAAUACACCUCAUGGGAAGCAAGUGAUGAUGUUUUCGGCGACACUCAGCAAAGAUAUUCGUCCAGUCUGCAAGAAAUUCAUGCAAGAUCCAAUGGAGGUUUAUGUGGAUGAUGAAGCCAAGCUGACGCUCCAUGGAUUGCAGCAGCACUAUGUCAAGUUGAAGGAGAAUGAGAAGAACAAGAAACUCUUUGAAUUGCUGGACGUCUUGGAGUUCAAUCAGGUGGUGAUUUUUGUAAAGUCUGUUCAGCGUUGUAUGGCUUUGGCCCAAUUGCUGACUGAACAGAAUUUCCCAGCAAUUGGGAUUCACCGUGGGAUGGUGCAGGAGGAACGUUUGUCACGCUAUCAGCAGUUUAAGGAUUUCCAGAAGCGAAUUCUGGUGGCGACAAACCUUUUUGGACGCGGAAUGGACAUUGAACGAGUGAAUAUUGUCUUCAAUUACGAUAUGCCUGAGGAUUCAGAUACGUAUUUGCAUCGGGUGGCAAGAGCUGGACGUUUCGGCACCAAAGGAUUGGCCAUUACUUUUGUCUCUGAUGAAGCUGAUGCCAAGAUUCUCAAUGAGGUGCAGGAUCGCUUUGAUGUUAAUAUCACGGAACUUCCCGAUGAGAUUGAUCUGUCUUCUUACAUUGAAGGACGAUAGAGGAUAAACAGUUUGGACAUUAUUAACUUUGUCAAACAUUUACUUUAAACUUAAGUAAUUUGAUUUAGUGGAAUAGAUUGUAAGUGAUGAUUUUCAAGAUUGAAUGAGCUAAAGAUUAAUGCUGAAAAUGUGUUGGCACAUUUUAUCAGGCUGAUUUUUUUUUCACAAGAAAUUCAACAUUCAAGAACCAGCAACAUUUUUUUUAAUAUCACAAGAAUAAAUUGAUAUUC
Phlebotomus papatasi is the source of this 1620-nucleotide messenger RNA. RefSeq names its product ATP-dependent RNA helicase WM6 (gene Hel25E). The coding region runs from base 119 to 1390 and encodes 423 amino acids. The record is from RefSeq and is a predicted model, not a curated record. Gene Ontology annotation, biological process: mRNA splicing, via spliceosome; mRNA export from nucleus. NCBI's taxonomy places the organism in Eukaryota, Metazoa, Arthropoda, Insecta, Diptera, Psychodidae. Gene Ontology annotation, molecular function: RNA binding; ATP binding; RNA helicase activity. The transcript has 7 exons.